CCGCCACUCUCGCUCGCUCGCGUUGGCUGGCUGUUACUUUGGCUCUCUCUCGAUCACAUCACACCCUUCAUUCGUGUGAGAGCCCAGCAGUGUUGAAGCCUCGCCCUCUCCCUGGUUUCCCACUUCGCAACUGUCUCGCAGCAACGACGCGCAGGCAUCGCAGCGGGCCCGAACGGCCACCAUGUCGCGCGCUCGAAGCCAGACGGAGCGCGGGCCGCGCGCUCUGGAAUCACGGGCGAGGAGCUAUAGCGCCAUGAAAAUGUUGGCGGCGCCCUCCAAUGGCUGGGACUGGUCCAUCCUGUUGGAGCAGCGCAAGCACCCAAAGGCAAUCGUGCACAACAUCGCGCUCAAGGACCCAUGGUACAAAGGCGUGCUGGAAGGCCGCACGAGCGUGAUUGUUCUGCCGAAUCUGCCUUCCUUCCAAGGCAUCAACGCGGGUGACCUCGUCGUCCUCUACCCAUUUGGUAGCAAAUCCCGCGCGCCCGGCAAGUCAUCCUCCAGGAACACGCGCAUGGUCACAUGUGUCGCCAUCCACGAGAACGUCGACCGUUUAUUGGACAUCUACUCGCCGAUUGCUCUCCUGCCGGACGGAAGAGAUCCGGCCACCGUCACCAAACUCAUUUACGACACGUUCAGAGCACACGCAGCGUCACAAGAUCAGUAUCUGACCAUCGAAGUGCAGCAGCUGCCUGAUACUGCCGGGGCGCACGGGGAUUUGUUUGACGAUUCGCAUCAAGUCGUUCCCGCCCUCGCUCGCAAACACACGCGCACACGCGCACGCGAGAACACCGGCAGCCCCGAUGAUUGUCGUGGUGGUGAUAGUGGCAGCGGUGGUGGGUUGGUGUACGGGCAGGACAACAGCAACAACCACAGCAGCAGCAGCAGUGACGGCACUGUGAUGACGGCCUCAUAUUGGAAGAACCCCUUUGCAGACGCACAACCCCCGUCCCCGCUGCCGCUCGGUGUGCCGGUGCGCCAGGUCGCGUGUGGGCGCAACCACAUGCUCGUCCUCACAGCAGAUGGCCGUGUUGCUGCAAAGGGCCUCAACAGUCACGGACAGCUUGGGCUGGGACGUGAUGAGUCAUCCAUCGCCACGCCGCACUUUGUUGCUGCGCUCGCACAUGUGGCAGUGCAGCACAUUGCCUGUGGCACCGAGUUCAGCGCGGCUGUGGCCGCAGACGGAAGCAUCUACACGUGGGGACGCAACGAUCAGCUUCAGUGUGGCCACGGUCCUGCCGACACCACACCAUCACUGUCGUCGUCGUCGUCGUCUUCAGAUCAUUCAGUGCUCCCCAUGAUUGCGUUACCGGAGCCGCUGCCAAAUGUGCAGAACACAUGCACGCGCGUCGAAUGCGGGUUGCGUCAUGGCAUGGCAUUGACGCGCGACGGACACGUGAUCCUGUGGGGAACUGGCCCCAUGUUCGCUGCUGACGAGGGACACAUCCCAACACGCGUGGAUGCACUGUCCGCAUAUUGUGUGGAGGGCAUUUCCUCCGGACAGGAGCACGUUGCUGUCCUUGCGAAACCGCGGGGUGGACCAUCCCGUGGCCGAAUCAUGUUCACGUGGGGAAAGAACGAGAGCGGGCAGCUUGGUCAUGGUGAUCGCGCUGUUCGCCGCGCCCCCACGGCUGUACAAUCGCUCGUCGGACGCAGACCCGUCCUCGUUGCUGCGGGCAAUUCACACACGCUGGCUGCAACGAGUCUCGGACACGUGUACCUCGCUGGUACUUCUUGGCACGCAACAGCAUCGCUAUCCUCCCGCGUACCGUUUGACCGGCUGCUGUUCACGCUCGUGCCUGCGCUCUCGUGCGUGCGCGCGUGCUCUCUUGCUGCCGGUGACCACUUCAGCGCGGCCGCGUCGCUCUGUACAUGUGUACGCCCGCAAGCACUCGACACCACGCCCAGUGCUGUGCGCGCGCGUGGUGUUGGUGGGAGAUCUGGACUCUCAGUGGCACACACAGCAUCCACACCAUCAUCAUCGUCAUCAGUGCAAUCCUCGUCCAUGUCCUCAACAUCACACCCGUCAUCAUCGUCGUCGUCGUCGUGCACAGCGGUUGUGCAUCUUGUUGCCCCGGAACACGAGGAGCACAUGGCCAAAAUGAAACGCCGCUUUGCGCACUACCGCUCAUACGUCAAUCAUCCCCACGGCCAGCGCCUUGACGCAAUCCUGGCCAAACCGCUGCCCAAACCGCGCGGCGCCGUACACAAACACGUGGAUGGCGCGUGCGUGCGUGAGCUGAGCGGUGUGCACGAGACGUGUGCUGUCGUGUGCACUUCCACGUGUCGCCCCUGCGAUGAAAUCGCUAUUGUGCAGGCGCUCACGGCACGCGAAAUGGAUGCUGUGAACCACUCACGAACCUUGCUGCGCGGGGGCUUCCUGCCCUUGAAGAAGAGCAAGAAAGUUAAGGCGCUGCUGUCGCCGUCGUCCUACCGCAUCCUCGCAGCUGCCGUGGAUGCGUACAGUGCACUGUGGCAGACAACGUGUGCGCUUGUGGACCGCCUGCUCAUCCUCAUCCACCAUCGCAAGGGCGCCGCCCUCAUCCCACAACUGUUUGAGUCGCUUGGCCUGACGACUGCGUAUGCGGCGUACGGGAGCGCAGCAGCAGAUGCAGCGGCAAUGGGACUGGCGAUGGAUACAGAGGUGCAGUCCGCACUCGCGCAAGGCAUCGAGGCCACGACGGGCGUCCCCGUCAGUGCAGACAACCUGCUCCAGUGGGCUCUCAUGCAGCCGUUCAAGCGUCUCAAUGACUACAGCGCCAUGUUUCGUCUCCUUGCCCGCUGCUCUCUCACGCCCACGGCCGAACAGCGGCGGACGAUGCACGAGGCCUCGCUCGCCUGGGAGUCGCUCGCCAAGCACACGCGCGUUGCGUUUGAUGAAGCAACAGACACAUCCCGGUUCUGGAAAAUCAAUCCAGCGCUGCGCCGGUCGCUGUGCAAGCCAGGACGGCGCGUGGUGGCACACAGCGCCAAGGUGCCCAUCCACGUGCGUGCAAGCAUCAACUCCAACAUGGUCGUGCUCUUCAACGACACGCUGUUUGUUGCGUACAUGUUCAGCAGCCGCACGUAUGACCUGGCAACCAUCUGGAUGGAGGAGCCACCGCACACCGCUAAGGACAGGGAGGACUUUGCUUUUACGCUCGUGUGUCCGGAAGAACGGCUUGUCUUGGCGGCGCCAAACAGAAACAACCUCGCAUUCUGGAUUGAGGCAAUCAAGCUUGCACAGUGCCAGCUCUUUGUUCCCGUCCGCAGAAGCAACAGCAACAGCAAGAGCAACAGCACGAACAACAACAACAACAACAACAACAACAACAGCAACAACAAGGGUGCGAAUGGGACACGCAACAACAACCACAAGGAGACAGCUCGCACUGCCACCAUCGCUUCCACCACCACCACCACCACGUCCAAGGCAGCACGGGCAAAGAGCAAACGCACGAGCACAACCCACGGCGCGCGCAGUGCAGGCAGUCGCGUUGGUGAGGGCCGGGCGAAGCGUCGUGCUGACUCUGGCAAGGCGGCAUCGUCGGUUGACAUGGCCAGUGGUGGCAGUCAUCGUGACAACGGCGGUGGUAAUGGUGGCGAUAAUGAUGAUGAUGAUGAUGAUGAUGAUGAUGAUGAUGAUGAUAAGGAGGAGGAGGAGGAGGAGGAGAUUGUGAGGGAGCUGCUGAGCGACAGUGAUGCAGCGACAACACACGCGCACGCGCACAGACACCAGACCCUCAACACGCCUCAACACGUCAGCCCAACACGGCUACAAACGCAACAGCAGCUGCGCCAGUUGCAGCGGGCGCGUGAUGGCGGAGGAACGCGACAACGGACGCGAACACGAAGCACCGGUGAAGAGACAGUGACUGCCGACCGUGUGCUGCGGGCUGUGGGCGUUGAUGAUGUCGAUGACGAUGACGAUGACGAUGAUGAUGAUGAUCAAGAUGAUGACGGUGUUGGUUGUGGUGAGAGCACUGACACAGUGAACGGUGGAUCACGCGGUGAAGUGGAUGGUGGUGGUGGUGGUGAUGAUGAUGAUGAUGAUGAUGAGGACAAGGAAGAAGAAAGCAGCGAGAGCUUCAAUGAGGAAGAUGAUGCAUGGCACUCGCUCACGUCAUCAUCGUCAUCAUCAUCAUCCGCAACAAGCGCCAAUGGCGAUGGCAGAGAUGCGGACGUCGUGAACGUUGUUGGCAACAGGCGUGGUGAUCGCGGUGUUGUUGUUCACGUCAACCCAACGCGGCGUCUCAGCAGCAGCAGCGCCUCAUUCGCACAGCCGCAGACACAUCAGCAGCAGCAGCAGCAGCAGCAGCAGCAGCAGCGGUCAUCUGGAAGCUCUGAUGCUGCAGUGCGCGCACAUCAGGAAGGGAAGACAGCAAAGAAGAACAAAACGGCGAAGCGUGUGCGCAUGUACCGCGUGGGACACGACGCCCUCAAAGCCGUUGUGGCGCACGAACGUCAAGCCGUGUCGCUGGCCCACCACCACCGCCUUGUGCGCCGCAUCUGCCGCUACCACUUCCGCAACCACCCGCACUACCGCGGCGCCGUGUACGAUGGCGAGUGGCGCAACGCAAAGCCGUCGGGGGAGGGCACCAUGACGUGCAGCGACCGCACGCGCUACUCCGGCAUGUUUGUGGACGGCUUUUGCGAGGGGAUGGCCACGAUGGAGGCACCGUAUGGUGUUGGUUCCAUGGCUGUUGCGUCCGGCAUGUGGCACCGUGGGUCACUGGACGGCCACGCGUGUGUGCUGUACCACAACAAGGACAAGUACCUUGGCGAGUGGCAGGCGCACGCCCACCACGGCUACGGCGUGUGCACGUACGCAAACGGCAGCGUGUACCGCGGCGAAUGGCGCAACGGGCUGCGGUCUGGGUAUGGCACGCUCGUGUCUGCGUCGCUGGUGUACUGCGGCAUGUGGCGUGACGAUGCGUUUCAUGGGCCAGGUCUCCUCAUUGAGGACGACACAUUGCACGAGGGCGAGUUUGCAGCCGGCAAGCUCGUUGGCCAGGCCCUCAUCGCAUCCGCACGUGAUAACGUGUGGUUCGUCGGCGGUGUUGUGCAGCGAGGGUUCUUGCAAGGAAAAGGCGUUCUGCACACACAACACUGCAUCAUUGAGGGCGUGUUCAAUGGCCCAUGGGAGCCGAGCAGUAUUCCCGCAUCAUCAGCUGUCGUCCACGCCAGCGCUCCAUCGCAGCAGCACCACGCGCCCUCGUGUACAGCACCUAGAGCGUCCCUGACGAAAGGGAGGACUGGCAUCGACGAACUUGUGCGUGCCAUGACGCAACACGUCCACCAGCACCGCUCGCGUGUGCUGUGGAAGAAGUCGCGGCUGCAGACGAACACGGGCGCGCUCACGGAGACGGCGCUGCGCACGUGGGAGCAAGUCAGACCGCAGGACAAGUGGAGGCCUCUCUUUGAGCGAUGCAUUCGGGAUCUGCGGCGAUUAGAGAGCAGGCGCUCGUCGUUCCAAUGCAACAGCGGCGGUGGCGGCCCAACGCGUCCACAGCUCCCACCAUCCGAUCUACACGACCUGACGGCCUACUUGUGGCGAAAACUUCAUGACCACGCCCACCCGUGGGGACGCCUGGUGGAGGAUUUGACCGACGCGUUUCAUUCCGCUUAUGGUGGCGUGGUUGUCGGCUCGCGAUCAGCCGCCCACGCUGUGGAGGAGUUCCAUGGCAUGCUUCGCAAUCUGGAGAAGACAGUUCUCAUUGUGUAUCCUCAACUCAAGGGCUUCGAGUGCGACCAUUGUGCGUAUGGUUUCCUGCAGCGCAGUCCCGUACACGCGAGCGUCUACCACGUCGUGCUCGAGCCCGUCCUUGCAGAACACAUUGAUGACACUCUUCGUCCACUCCUCCAGGCAGCGACACAGUCGCUGGACGCGUGUGUGCGACGAAGAACGGACGUGCUGCAAGUGCUCCCAGACGAUCUCCUCUUAAAGGAGCUCAAUGUCGACCCAAAGUUCUUGCCUGCUGUUUCUCGCUUUCCGGAUCCAGCGACGCCAGCGAGGUCGAUUGCGACGUCGACACCGCGCCGUCGCGCUCCGCGCACCCUCUCGCCAGCACCAUCCGAUCCGGACCCCAAUGACUCCUCUCGCUCCUCCAGCUCGCUGGUGUUGGACGCCUCGGCCAACGAGCCGCCCCCGGGCACACUGCACGCCCCGUUUGCCGGCGAGCGGCUGUCUGAGGACUACCUGCUCAGUCUUCCGCGCACGGCAAUACCGUGGUCGGGCGGGUCAUCAAGGGCAGACAGCGUUCUCGCACUGCACACGCCGAGCCGAUCACCAACAAUGGACAGCGCAUCGUCGCUGCAUUUGGACCAGUCGUCCCUGAACGCAACGCUGGGGCAGCACUCGCUCUACCUCAACCCAAUCACGCAAGACGGGUCGCCUGGCUUGAUGUUGGAUUGCGUCCUCCUCCCACCACACCACGUCUUCCAGCCAGGGUUUGUUGACGCGGUGCAAGAGUUUCAGCGCCUUCCACGCCUUCAUGGCGCAGCGGCCAAGAUCAACUGCAUUCAUCGCGUUGCCGCCUCCCUCGCCGGGGCCGCACACCAGUUUACAGGACAGGAGUCUGUGGUGAACAUGGAUGCGCUGCUGCCGCUGUUCAUCUUCGCCCUCGUGCGGGCGGAACUGGAUAGCGUGCAGGCAGACCUGCUGUACCUCCACCUCUUCCUCGACGACACCAUCGCCUCGGGCGAAACAAACAUGCUCAUCACGACGCUGCUCGCCGCGUGCGAAUACCUUCAACAGUGACACAACCUCUUGCUGUGUGUAUGUGUGUGCUUUUUGAUAUGAGUCGUAAGGGAUGGGUGAUUGUCUCAAGGUGUUUGCAAUUCACACCGCCUCUUGACCCCUCAGUUGUCUUGCCUGCAGGCAAGUAUUAUUGGUCUCAGGUGGUGGUGUGAGUGUUGCUUUCGUACUCCACCACGUGUUGCCUCCAGGGUGUUGGGUUUUCAAUGUAAUUGACGUACACAAAUUGUGGGUAACACAAUGCAACUUGCUUGGAGGCAGCCUCCACCUCGAUCAUCGUCAUUAGGAAAGAUAAACAGCAUGCCGUGAAA
Molecule: messenger RNA, 7044 nt
Organism: Salpingoeca rosetta
Lineage: Eukaryota; Choanoflagellata; Craspedida; Salpingoecidae
Exons: 38
Coding region: 182-6736 (2184 amino acids)
Source: RefSeq, a predicted model, not a curated record